GAAGGGCCAGGAAGGCGGGCGGGGGCGGGGGCAAGGCGGCCGCGCGGGCCCGAGCGGGCCGGGCCCGGCCGGGGCGGGGCCGGGCGGCGGGCGCGGCCGGACGGGAGUUCCCCGGAGCAGGCUCCUCCAGCCCGAGGCCCGCCCAGGACGCAGCGCCUAGACCGCCACCCCGACAAAAAGACUUCUCUCCAGUAGGGGACAGAGCUUGGGGUCCACCCCCCUUGCCUGGAUCCUUCUGCAGUCCCCACGCUUCCCCAAUCUAGGGGACGCAGCUAUGGACGACAUCUUCGCUCAGUGCCGGGAGGGCAACGCGGUGGCCGUCCGCCUGUGGCUGGACAACACGGAGAACGACCUCAACCAGGGGGACGAUCACGGCUUCUCCCCCUUGCACUGGGCCUGCCGAGAAGGCCGCUCUGCUGUGGUUGAGAUGCUGAUCAUGCGAGGGGCACGAAUCAAUGUCAUGAACCGUGGGGAUGACACGCCCCUGCACCUGGCAGCCAGUCACGGACACCGUGAUAUCGUACAGAAGCUCCUGCAGUACAAAGCUGACAUCAACGCAGUGAAUGAGCAUGGGAACGUGCCGCUGCACUACGCCUGCUUCUGGGGUCAAGACCAGGUGGCAGAGGACCUGGUGGCUAACGGGGCCCUCGUCAGCAUCUGUAACAAGUACGGAGAGAUGCCUGUGGACAAAGCCAAGGCGCCCCUGAGAGAGCUGCUCCGAGAGCGGGCAGAGAAGAUGGGCCAGAACCUGAACCGAAUUCCAUACAAGGACACAUUCUGGAAGGGGACCACCCGCACUCGACCCAGGAACGGGACUCUGAACAAGCACUCCGGCAUUGACUUCAAGCAGCUCAACUUCUUGACGAAGCUCAACGAGAACCACUCUGGAGAGCUGUGGAAGGGCCGCUGGCAGGGCAAUGACAUCGUCGUGAAGAUGCUGAAGGUUCGCGACUGGAGCACCAGGAAAAGCAGGGACUUCAACGAGGAGUGUCCCCGGCUCAGGAUCUUCUCCCACCCGAACGUGCUCCCGGUGCUGGGUGCCUGUCAGUCGCCGCCUGCUCCUCACCCGACCCUCAUCACACACUGGAUGCCGUACGGAUCCCUGUACAACGUGCUACACGAGGGCACCAAUUUUGUUGUGGACCAGAGCCAGGCCGUGAAGUUUGCACUGGACAUGGCAAGAGGCAUGGCCUUCCUGCACACGCUAGAGCCCCUGAUCCCGAGACACGCACUCAACAGUCGCAGUGUCAUGAUUGACGAGGACAUGACUGCCCGCAUCAGCAUGGCCGACGUCAAGUUCUCCUUCCAGUGCCCUGGGCGCAUGUAUGCCCCUGCCUGGGUGGCCCCCGAAGCUCUGCAAAAGAAGCCUGAAGACACCAACAGACGCUCAGCAGACAUGUGGAGUUUUGCAGUGCUUCUCUGGGAACUGGUGACGCGGGAGGUCCCCUUUGCUGACCUCUCCAACAUGGAAAUUGGAAUGAAGGUGGCACUGGAAGGCCUGCGGCCCACCAUCCCACCAGGCAUCUCCCCCCACGUGUGUAAGCUGAUGAAGAUCUGCAUGAAUGAAGACCCCGCGAAGCGGCCCAAGUUCGACAUGAUCGUUCCCAUCCUGGAGAAGAUGCAGGACAAGUAGGGCUGGCAAGUCCUGGCCUGAACUCCAGGGGUGUCAGGACACGUUGAGGGGGGGCAGCUCCCCAGAGCAGCAGGCCUCGGGCUGCCGCCCCUGCCUCCAGUCACGGUACUACCCAGCCGGGGGCCCUCCCCUGCCCCCAGCCCUGCCACUGUGGCCCCGCAAGGGAAUGGGCUCAAAGCUUUGUCACUUGCCACACGGUGUCUCCCAGCAUGGGAGGGAUCAGCCCUGCCUGUCACAAUAAAGUUUAUUAUGAAAACA
Phacochoerus africanus (Common warthog) is the source of this 1891-nucleotide messenger RNA. RefSeq names its product integrin linked kinase (gene ILK). Gene Ontology annotation, cellular component: stress fiber; focal adhesion. The transcript has 13 exons. Gene Ontology annotation, biological process: integrin-mediated signaling pathway; substrate adhesion-dependent cell spreading; cell-matrix adhesion. Bases 275 to 1633 code for a protein of 452 amino acids. Gene Ontology annotation, molecular function: ATP binding; protein binding; protein kinase activity. The record is from RefSeq and is a predicted model, not a curated record. Lineage: Eukaryota; Metazoa; Chordata; Mammalia; Artiodactyla; Suidae.